UCUGGAUCUGUUGCUUGCACACUUUGCUAACGUUGCACGGUGAUAAUCACCGUCUGUAACCGCAUGACAGUCGUCCCCAGGUGAAUGACGGUGUCUGCAGUGCGGGUGUUUGUGUGAAAUCACCGCACACCUCACCUGCACCGCGCAGAGCAGCAGGUGGCCGGGCAGAAACCCGCUCCGGUCCCGGAUGGAGUGAGUCGGUCACAAGUGAAGAGUUGGGAAACUUUCAAAGUUGCUCAAAAGAAAAAAAAAAAAAAAAAAAUCACCAACUCUGGUCAAUAUUUACAGAAGCAGGUUAGUGAUUAACUGUCCCCGGGUGCAGCAGCUGCAGACAGUCCCAGCAGACCGACAGACAGACGGACAGUUACUCUCACUCUGCCCGCUUCAACAUGCUGUGCGCUCGGGUCUGGAGAGGUCUGAGUCCCCUGUGCAGAGGAGGCCACCUGACAGCAUGGACACGGACCCAGAGCCACACCGCUGCUGCUGCCAGGCUGGACCUGAGCGGGAUCUACCCGCCCAUUGCCACCCCGUUCACCGCCAAGGAGGACGUGGACUACCGCAGACUGGAGGAAAACCUGCAGAAAUACAACAAGAUACCAUUUAAAGGUCUGGUGGUUCAGGGCUCCAACGGGGAGUAUCCGUACCUGACGGAGGAGGAGCGGGUGGAGGUGGUGAGGACGGUCAGACGCUCCCUCCCGGCGGACAAAGUGCUGAUGGCCGGAUCAGGCUGUGAAUCCACCGGAGCCACAGUCCAGCUCACAGAGAAGAUGGCGGCGGUUGGAGCUGACGCCGUCCUGGUGGUGACUCCCUGCUUUUACAAGGGCAAGAUGGACAGCCGCGCUCUCAUCCAGCACUUUACCAAGGUGGCGGACUGCAGCCCGGUGCCGGUGGUCCUGUACAGCGUCCCCGCCAACACUGGGCUGGAGCUGCCGCUGGACGCUGUGGUGCAGCUGUCUCAGCAUCCGAACAUCGUUGGCCUUAAAGACAGCGGAGGAGACAUCACACGGAUCGGCCUGACUGUUCACAAAACCAAAACACAGGAUUUCCAGGUGUUGGCGGGCUCUGCAGGGUUUCUCAUGGCCGCCUAUUGUGUGGGUGCAGUCGGCGGCGUGUGCGCGCUGGCUAACGUGCUGGGCCGGGAGCUGUGUGAGCUGGAGCGUCUGUGUGUGUCCGGUUGCUGGGAGGAAGCCAGAGUCCUGCAGCAGCGCCUCAUCGAGCCCAACGCCGCCGUGACCAGGAAGUUGGGAGUUCCCGCCCUCAAGCAGGCCAUGGAGUGGUUCGGUUUCCACGGCGGCGCCUGUCGAUCACCUCUGCAACCGCUCACAGAGGCCGAAACCCAGCAGCUGAGGCGGGACUUCUCCUCCAACGGCUGGCUGUGAGGUGUGUGUGUGUGUGUGUGUGUGUGUGUGUGUGUCUUCACUUUACCUGGAAACCUUUCAGCUGUUCAGUCCUCACAUCUGUCCGUGUGAUACAGGAUGAAGGGGGAACACAGCAAGAUAAUAAAUCUGCUGCAGCCUCUCGGCUCCACGUUAACAUCAACAAUCCAAUCAACUUAUUCUGUUUGAAUUAAAUAAACAUGUCAAUCAAAUCACUGUUGCUAAAAGCAUUCAUUUAAAAAUCAUAUAUAUCGUAUAUCUGUGGUUUUGUCACAGAAAAAAAACCUGAAUCACAAAUUCAAACUAAUUAACACAAGUUCAAAGUUGCUUUUGGAGGAACGAUUGUAAUUUAGAUGAUGGAUCGAUCGGUGUGGUGACAACACAACCACAGCUCAUGUCAGACUGGAUGAUUAGAAAAAACACAAUAACCAGCUGUUGUCAACCAAUCAGAACAAAUACUGGUUGCCUGUGUUAUUGUUAAAGAAAGAAAGUUGUUAUUCAUUCUUCUAUUUACUAUUAAACUCUAUAUUGAUUUGUUUUGACAAUAAAAUUUCAUUUCACCUUAA
Molecule: messenger RNA, 1942 nt
Organism: Seriola aureovittata
Lineage: Eukaryota; Metazoa; Chordata; Actinopteri; Carangiformes; Carangidae
Gene: hoga1
Product: 4-hydroxy-2-oxoglutarate aldolase 1
Exons: 7
Coding region: 390-1379 (329 amino acids)
Biological process (GO): N-acetylneuraminate catabolic process
Molecular function (GO): 4-hydroxy-tetrahydrodipicolinate synthase activity; N-acetylneuraminate lyase activity
Source: RefSeq, a predicted model, not a curated record